Octodon degus (degu) is the source of this 1070-nucleotide messenger RNA. It is a transcript of the gene Spmip6, whose product is annotated as chromosome unknown C9orf24 homolog. The record is from RefSeq and is a predicted model, not a curated record. Gene Ontology annotation, molecular function: alpha-tubulin binding. Bases 150 to 1052 code for a protein of 300 amino acids. Gene Ontology annotation, cellular component: manchette; perinuclear region of cytoplasm. The transcript has 7 exons. Lineage: Eukaryota; Metazoa; Chordata; Mammalia; Rodentia; Octodontidae.
GAAGCUGAGAGACCCUCCAAGGAGGGGGGUCACAGCAGCUAAAAGCGCCUGCCAGGCUGCAGGUGUGGGCUGUCUAAGGAGGUGGUCACGGAUGUCCAGCAGGAGUCAUUGAUAGGUAGAACCCACCACGGCGUCCCAGAGAUCCCACAAUGUUCCUCUUCUCUCGAAAGACCAAGACCCCCAUCAGCACCUACACUGACUCCUACAGGGCUCCCACCUCCAUCAAGGAGGUCUAUAAGGACCCACCUCUGUGGGCGUGGGAAGCCAACAAGUUUGUGACCCCGGGUCUGACACAAACCAUGAGGCGCCACACAGAUCCGGAAGCCCUACAGAAGAUGGCCAAAUGUGCUGCACAGGACUACAGAUAUAAGAGUUCUAUAUCAGGCCACCCCUACUUGCCUGAGAAGUACUGGCUCUCUCAAGAAGAAAACAAAUGCUGCCCGAGUUACCUUGGCAAUGACCCAUACUGCAGCUGGAGGACAGGACCUUACAACAGCACCUACUGGAACAAAUAUACCACCUGCCUUCCUCGACUGCCUAAGGAGGCCGGGAUGGAGACGGCAGUUCGAGGAAUGCCUCUGGAGUGCCCUCCUAAACCCGAGCGCCUCAAUGCCUACGAGCGCGACGUAGUGGUGAAUAUGCUGAACUCGCUGUCCCGGAACCAGACGCUGCCGCAGAUCGUGCCCCGGUGCGGGUGCGUAGAUCCGCUGCCAGGCCGCCUGCCAUUCCAAGGUUACGAGAGCGCCUGCUCUGGCCGCCACUACUGCCUGCGCGGGAUGGACUACUGCGUCUCCGGGGCGCCUCCGUGUACCGAACGCCGCCACCUGCGGGCUCUGUGCCCAGAACAGCCGACUGUAAGGAGUGUAUCACCCUGCGACCACCGGCCCGGAAUGCACUGUGCUGUUACAACUCCCCCGCCAUCAUACUGCCCGUACCCCAACCUUAGAUGGGACACAAGUCACUUCAAGAAGACCGGUGGUCCCCAGAGAAACAACUAUGUCGUCCACCCAGAGUUUGUGUCAGAGACUUAUCCCAAUUACCAUUGCUGGUAGAGCCUGGGCUGGCCAGGC